Molecule: messenger RNA, 548 nt
Organism: Ceratina calcarata
Lineage: Eukaryota; Metazoa; Arthropoda; Insecta; Hymenoptera; Apidae
Exons: 2
Source: RefSeq, a predicted model, not a curated record
CAGUUAGAGUUUCUUUAUGCUUUAUUUUAGUUACACUAGUCACCAUUGGGAGCGAGCAAGUGCUGAGAAAGAGAAUCGAGCAAAUUGUAAAAAUUCGCAUGGGAAUGGAUGAAUCGGUGGAAACAGAAAGUUAUUAAAUACUGCUUCUACUAUUGCAUUAAUCAUCAAUCGAUUUGAUGAUCGUUUAUAUUCGAUGCGAGAUGGCACAGAUGAUUCGUUGCGUUAUCAUCGCAUUGCUGCUUUUGCCAGUGCCAGGUUUCGUGACGGAUGUAAAUGACGCUCACAGUUAUACUCUCCUUAUUAAGGAUGUUCGUAACUAUUACGGGACAAGUUGCAUCGUAAUUGUGCAUUCGGAUAACAGUACCGAUUUCAAUUACGCGUCGCUGACUUACAUAUGGACUCGCGCUUUCUCGCAACAAGGCAUCUUGACGAUGGUCGUAAGCUUCUCCAGGAUGUCACGCGAGACCAAGAAAUACAGGGACUUCGUGAUGCGUCCGCUGUACGUCGUUAUUCUCACUACGAACGAGACCAUGAACGAAUUUUCGACG